Molecule: messenger RNA, 1999 nt
Organism: Microplitis demolitor
Lineage: Eukaryota; Metazoa; Arthropoda; Insecta; Hymenoptera; Braconidae
Exons: 11
Coding region: 181-1890 (569 amino acids)
Biological process (GO): glutathione metabolic process
Molecular function (GO): glutathione transferase activity
Source: RefSeq, a predicted model, not a curated record
GUACUACUAAAGUCAUUUGACGAUCGAUCGCUGAAAUAAUAUAGUCAAAAAGUAACAAACAUUUUUUUCAGUUCAGGUUCAGAUUGUCAUUGAUUGUCUUGUCGUAUUAUUACGCUUCCGUUUAUUGAGCGGCAAUUGUCUGAUAAUUUUUGCUACGAGUGAUCGAAUAUUUCGUUAAAAAUGCCAAGCUACAAGUUGACUUAUUUUCCGGUGAAGGCACUAGCCGAGCCCAUCCGCUUUAUCUUGAGCUAUGGGGGUGUGGAGUUUGAAGAUGAUCGUUUCGACAGGAAUGAUUGGCCAAAAAUUAAGCCCACCAUGCCCUUUGGUCAAGUACCAGUACUUGAAAUUGACGGUAAAAAGGUAAACCAAUCCACGGCUAUUUGCCGUUACCUGGCUAAGCAACACGGCCUUGCUGGUAAAGAUGAUUGGGAAAAUCUUGAAAUCGAUGUGGCCGUUGAUAAUAUUCAUGAUCUUCGCGCUAAAAUCGGUGCCUGGCAUUAUGAGUCACAUCCAGAAGCUAAGGAAGCAAAGUAUGAGCCAUUGAUGAAAGAAAUUCUUCCAUUCCAAUUGGAUCGUUUGGACGAACAAGUCAAGAAAAAUGGAGGAUACAUGGUCGGUGGUAAAUUGACAUGGGCUGACUUGGUGUUUGUUGGUUUGUUGGAUUACUUGAACUUCAUGGCGAAAUUUGACAUCACUGAAAAACACGAGAACUUGAAGGCUCUAAAAGAAAAAGUCCUUGCUCUGCCGAAGAUCAAGGCUUGGGUUGAAAAACGUCCUCAGUCUGAAUUUGCAGAAAAAUCGCAGCCUAAAUUCAAGUUAACUUAUUUUCCAUCGAAGGCAUUAGCCGAGCCCAUUCGUUUUAUCUUCAGCUAUGCGGGUGUGGAGUUUGAAGAUGAUCGAUUUGAACGAGACAAUUGGCCGAAAAUUAAACCCACAAUGCCGUAUGGUCAAGUGCCAGUACUUGAAGUUGAUGGUAAAAAAAUAAAUCAAUCUGUGGCAAUUUGUCGGUAUUUAGCAAAACAAUACGGACUUGCGGGUAAAGAUGAUUGGCAGAACCUCGAAAUAGACGCGACUGUCGAAACCAUACACGAUAUUCGUGCAAAGAUAGCUGCUUAUCAUUAUGAAACACAUCUUGAAGCUAAAGAAGCAAGAUAUGAACCAUUAGUUACUGAAAUUCUUCCGUUCUACUUGUCACGUUUGGAUUCCCAAGUAAAAAACAAUGGCGGAUACAUGAUAGAUGGAAAACUUACAUGGGCUGAUUUGAUUAAUUUGUCAUUAAAAAUGCCGACUUACAAGCUUUGGUAUUUUAACAUUACCGGUUUGGGUGAACCUAUUCGCUAUAUACUGAGUUACAACAACGUUCCGUUUGAAGACAAACGUUUGAGUUUUGAAGAAUGGCCUAAAUAUAAAGAUCAAAUGCCUCAAGGCCAAAUGCCGGUUCUUGAGAUCGAUGGGAAAAUGUAUAAUCAAUCUAAAGCAAUAAUGCGGUUCCUGGCUAAAAAAUUCGGUCUUUAUGGGUCGGAUGAUCAAGAAGCAUGGGAAAUUGAUGCUACUGCUGAUGCUAUUGACGAUAUGAGAGUUCCUCUAUCGACUUACCACUGGGAAAAAAAUGAAGAAUUCAAGGCAACACUUAAGAAACCUGCAUUUGAAAAAAAGGAUAUGCUGCUCGCUAAAUUUGAAAAUCAAGUAAAAAAGAAUGGAGGAUUCUUUGUCAAUAAUAAGAUGUCUUGGGCGGAUUUACUUUAUGCAGGUUAUACUGAGUAUUUGUCUAAUGUACUUGGUCACGAUUUAAACAAGGAUCAUCCAGAACUUAAGAAACUUGUGGACAAAAUUCGUGCUCAUCCUAGCAUCAAGGCUUACUUGGAUAAACGUCCGAAAGUUCAGCUAUAAAAUACUAAAUCGUGCCAAGCGGUGUUCAGAUAUUUUCCACAUUAAACUUUUUUAUAUGCACUAUAUAAUCAAUAUGUCUUUGAAAUAAUAAUUACUAAUUUGCAUACGA